This is a messenger RNA of Culicoides brevitarsis, 1195 nucleotides long. RefSeq names its product EARP-interacting protein homolog. The transcript has 2 exons. The record is from RefSeq and is a predicted model, not a curated record. Gene Ontology annotation, molecular function: protein binding. The coding region runs from base 74 to 1156 and encodes 360 amino acids. Gene Ontology annotation, biological process: protein ubiquitination. Lineage: Eukaryota; Metazoa; Arthropoda; Insecta; Diptera; Ceratopogonidae.
CUCAAUUUAAUCAAAACAGUAUCAGCUUGAAUUGAAACCAACAUUCCUUCGUAUUUUUGCCUUAUUUUCCAUCAUGGAUGAGGCAAAUUCAGUAAUUUAUGGCGUCGAUAAUCAAACCCGUUCCUUAUGUUCGAGCAACUCUGACGUCGUCCAAUUCUACAUUGGCACACAAUCUCUCAAGCCGAACAACCAAAUUCACUGCAUCGAAUUGCUGUCGGAGAACGAAGACAGUCCCGUGUCGUACAAAACAACCGUUUACGCCUUUCCUCACGGCGAAAUCUGGCAACUGCGGUUUUCGCCGCACGAAUCUGACUUGAUGUCUUGCGUUUUCAGCGAAUAUCAAAACUCUCAGGUGACAAUGAAGACUGCUUUACUUAAGUUACCGGGCUCCGAGGUGUCUCCUGACAACGAAUAUCUCCAAUUUGCCGACACACAAGUCCUCGAAACGGAUGGAAGUGAAAUAAAAACGACAGAAUUCAAUCCUUCGGAUGCGAAUCUCCUCGCGAUUGUCUUGGAUGACAAAAUUAAAGUCAUGUCGCGUGCCGAAAGUGCUUACACUACCAUCGCCGAAGUGCAAAAUGGCAAAAAUGGACCAAAAUUCACGGGCGGCAAAUGGUCUCAGCAAAACGCGAAUCAAUUUAUCGCCUUGCACGAAGGCGCCGUGAAGAGUUUCGACACGCGCGACAUGAAUCACGUUGCCUGGACAAUUGAAGAGGCGCACGGGCAGCAGCUGGUUCGCGAUUUGGACUGUAAUCCGAACAAACAAUGUCAUCUCGUGACGGGAGGCGAUGAUGGCGCCUUGAAGAUUUGGGAUUGUCGGAGUGUGAAGCAACCUGUUUUUGCGAGAUCUGAUCACAAUCAUUGGAUUUUUAGUGUGAGAUUCAAUACAUUUCACGAUUCGUUGGUUUUGUCGUCGAGUUCGGACAAUAAAGUGAUUCUGACGUGUGCGAGAAGCGUUUCUUCCGAAGCUGAUGAAGAAGGAGUUGAACGAACGUUGUCUGAUGGAUUGUUGCAAAUGUUCGAACAGCACGAGGAUUCGAUUUAUUGCUGUGAAUGGUCGAGCGUUGAUCCCUUUACGUUCGCUUCUCUGAGCUUUGAUGGAAGAAUUAUCAUCUCGCAGGUCCCGAAACAGUAUAAAUAUCAAUUUUUAAUGUAAAAAAAAAUAAAAUAAAAAAUAAUUGAAUUAAAUUAAAAA